ACAAAACAAAAAAUUGGCAUAAAUAGAGAAAAAGUUGGAUCCGAACAAAUUGCAACUCAAUUUAAUACUAUACUCUCGCAUUUUCUGUUCCAAUGGAAUCAAUCAACCUUAACUAAAUCCAUAAUCAAAAGUCCUUUACCAUUUAGAUUUCCAAAAGCAAAGAAACAUGCCUCGUGGAACUCUCGAGGUUGUUUUGAUCAGUGCCAAAGGCCUUGAUGAUAAUGAUUUUCUCACUAGCGUAGAUCCUUAUGUGAUUCUUACUUACAGAGCACAAGAGCACAAGAGUAAUGUGCAAGAAGGUGCUGGAUCCAAUCCUCAAUGGAAUGAGACCUUUCUAUUCACUGUUUCUGAUUCUGCUUCUGAACUCAAACUAAAGAUAAUGGAAAAGGACAGCUACAGUGAUGAUAAUAUUGGAGAAGCAAUAAUUCCUUUGGAUGCUGUGCUUGACGAGGGUAGUGUUCCAGAGAGUGUUUACAAACUAGUGAAAGAAGAACAAUAUUGUGGUGAGAUCAGGAUAGCUCUCACUUUUAAACCUGAGAGAAAUCAAGAACAGGGUUACAAUGAGGAAGAGAGUGGUGGAUGGAAACAAUCCGCUAGUGAACUUUGAAGUGAAUCAGGGAUUUGCAUUUGCAGAUUUCCAAGGUCUAAAAUUACUGCUAUAAAAUAAUCUCUUCAAUCAAUGUGUUUUCUGGUGUUGAUGAUAUGAUAGUGUUGUGUUUAUAAUUUUCAACCAAUUUGAUAUAUAAACUAUAUUAUCUUUGUCAUAACAUUGUAUGCAAUAAAAUUUAUUCAAAAGCAGCCUUACAAUUUAUUCA
This is a messenger RNA of Lathyrus oleraceus (garden pea), 815 nucleotides long. Its product is annotated as 16 kDa phloem protein 2. Bases 167 to 607 code for a protein of 146 amino acids. The record is from RefSeq and is a predicted model, not a curated record. Lineage: Eukaryota; Viridiplantae; Streptophyta; Magnoliopsida; Fabales; Fabaceae. The transcript is spliced from 5 exons.